GCGCCGGUAACGGCCCCAGGAAUGGCCCCGGCGCCCAUAAUAUCCCUCCCUCCACCACGACAAUCGAUGUGCAGCUUCUGGUUACCCAUUGCAUACCUGCCAAGCUGAGUGAGUCCUUCGUCCACCCACCGACACCACUUGGCAGAGCACACAGCAUGAAGUCGCAACGAGUGACAUCGACCCUGCGACAUGCGAAAACCCUCCUCUCCGGCGCAGCCGUUCCCCGACCCGUUCACCACACCGUGAAGCCCGUCUGCAGCAAUGCGGCGCGAUACAUCCACGGCCAGACGGCCCGACGCAGCGGCGCACCCUCGAACCCAGCGAUCAAGUUCCCCUGCCUCGACGCCCUCGAAACCCGCUCGGCAACCCUCGAGCAGCAAGCCUCCACACGCUCCGACAAGAGCGGGCCAGAGCCGUCCUACACCGUGGGCGCAACCCAGAUCUACCGCUGCACCGAUCCUCUGCUGCUCGACCAUGGCGGCCAGCUGCACGAGUUCGACAUCGCCUACGAGACAUGGGGCCAGCUGAACGCAGCCCGUUCCAACGCAAUCCUGCUACACACAGGGCUAUCCGCCUCUUCGCACGCACACUCAACACCCGAAAACCCGCAGCCGGGGUGGUGGGAGAAGUUCAUCGGGCCUGGGCUGGCGCUGGACACAAACAAGUACUUUGUGAUCUGCACCAACGUGAUCGGGGGGUGCUACGGGUCGACCGGCCCAUCCAGCAUCGACCCGCUCGACGGCGAGCGGUACGCGACGCGGUUCCCGAUCCUGACCAUCCAGGACAUGGUGCGGGCGCAGUUCCGGCUGCUCGACCACCUCGGCGUGGACACGCUGCACGCCAGCGUGGGCUCCAGCAUGGGCGGCAUGCAGUCGCUCGCAGCGGGGGUCGAGUUCCCCUCGCGAGUCGGGCGCAUCGUCUCCAUCUCGGCCUGCGCGCGCAGCCACCCCUACAGCAUCGCGAUGCGGUACGUGCAGCGGCGAGCAAUCCUCAACGACCCGCACUGGAACCGCGGCUUCUACUACGGGCGAGUCCCCCCCCACGUAGGAAUGAAACUAGCGCGCGAAAUUGCAACCAUCACGUACCGGUCCGGCCCCGAGUGGGAACAACGCUUCGGGCGGCGGCGCGCCGACGGCUCCAAGCCCCCCGCGCUCUGCCCCGACUUCCUCGUCGAGACCUACCUCGACCACGCGGGCGAGAAGUUCUGCCUGACCUACGACCCCAACAGCCUCCUCUACGUCAGCAAGGCCAUGGACCUCUUCGACCUGGGCCGCGCCAACCAGGAAGCCACCGCCGCCCGCCGCGCCCAGCACGCCCUCACCCCCCCACCAUCACCAUCAUCCCCGUCCUCCCAAUCUGCCACCCCCUCCGGCGGAACCUGCAGCCUCACCCUCCCGGACAAACCCUACGAAGAACAACCCCAACCCUCACCUCCCACCACCAUCACCACCACAUCCCCAGGCACCACUACUCCCCAACCCCCCGCCGACCUAGUCGCCGGCCUCAAGACGCUGCGCAACCACCCGGUGCUGGUGCUGGGCGUGGCCAGCGACAUCCUGUUCCCGGCGUGGCAGCAGCGGGAGGUGGCCGACGCGCUGCGGGAGGCGGGCAACGCGCGCGUGGAGCACCACGAGCUGAGCGAGGUGCAGAGCCUGUUCGGGCACGACACAUUCCUGUUGGAUGUGGAGGGGGUGGGCGGGGCGGUGAGGGGGUUUUUGGGGUGA
Messenger RNA from Chaetomium fimeti, 1724 nucleotides. RefSeq names its product Alpha/Beta hydrolase protein. Gene Ontology annotation, biological process: L-homoserine metabolic process. The transcript has a single exon. The record is from RefSeq and is a predicted model, not a curated record. Gene Ontology annotation, cellular component: mitochondrion. The coding region runs from base 156 to 1724 and encodes 522 amino acids. NCBI's taxonomy places the organism in Eukaryota, Fungi, Ascomycota, Sordariomycetes, Sordariales, Chaetomiaceae. Gene Ontology annotation, molecular function: homoserine O-acetyltransferase activity; L-serine O-acetyltransferase activity.